CGAGCCGCUCUCCCGGUUCCCGGGCGCAGCGAGCGAGCGAGCAGCGCCGCGCUCCGAUCCCCGUGUCCGGCCCGCUCGGGGCGGCGGCAGCAGCGCCGGGUCCCGGCCAGGCGGCCUCGCUCCUCCCUUUUCACUCCGUGUCCCCCGCGCGCGCCCUCCCCGCCGCCGCGUCCAAUAGUGUGAAGAACAAUCUUUGUUUCACUUGAAUUAAACACCAUGCCGAUUCCACGCUGCAAAUCUCCAGUCGCUCAAAGAUAACGUUAGAAGGAGCAGCCUCUUGCUAUCUUAACAAUGGAAGGUCAGUCUUGUGCUAAUACAAAGAUUAUCCAGCAAGUACCCUCUGGAUCAAGUCCUCCAUCUUUCCUUAACUUGCUGAAAAUACAUCGAGAACUUUUAGUCAGCAAAAUCCGAAAUACCCAGUGUUUGAUUGACAACUUGAUCAAGAAUGAAUACUUCUCUACUGAAGAUGCAGAGAUUGCCGCACAGUUUCCUAUUCAAGCCGACAAGGUUCGUAAAAUUCUGGACCUGGUUCAAAGCAAAGGAGAAGAAGUUUCAGAAUAUUUCAUCUACAUCCUGCAAGAGGUCUCUGAUGCUUAUUAUGAACUACAACCUUGGCUGGAUGAAAUAGAUUUCCACCCUUCACAGAAUAUUCAAAAUAAACCUGUUGUAAAUACAGAUCCAGUCAGCAGGUACCGUCAGAAACUCAAAUAUGAAUUGGCACGAGACACAAAGUUUGUUAUGUCGUAUGCUCAGAAGGAGGAAAUGCUUCUGGAGGAAACCUAUGCUGCUAGUCUUAUCGAGCUGGUCAGUUAUACCAAUGAGAGCCUAGGCAAGGUGAGCCGCUUAGAAGAUCUGUUUGAUGAUAGAAUUGGGUUAAUUAACGAAGAUGGAGAGACGAUCUACGUCUUUGGUGAUGCAGGUAUUGGAAAAUCCAUUUUGCUACAAAAGAUGCAAAAUCUUUGGGCCAGAGGCGAAUUGGAUGUAGGUGCCAAAUUUUUCUUCCGGUUCAGGUGCAGGAUGUUUAGCUGUUUUAAGGAGAAUGAAGCCAUCUGUUUGAAGGAUCUCCUGUUCAAAUACAACUGUUACCCAGAUCAGGACCCCGAGGAGGUAUUCAACCACAUCCUGCACUUCCCUCAUACAGCCCUCUUCACGUUUGAUGGUUUUGAUGAGAUCCAUUCCGACUUUGACCUGAGCAGUAUCCCCGAGAUCUGCUCACCCAAUGAACCUACCCACCCUCUUGCCCUGUUGGUGAAUCUUCUCAGCGGAAAGGUUCUUAAGGGAUCCAGGAAAGUCCUGACAGCAAGGACAGGAACUGAGAUCCAUCAAAACAUCAUUAGGAAGAAAGUACUGCUCCGAGGGUUUUCCAGCAGUAACCUGAAGGAGUACACUAAGAAUUUCUUCAGAGAUGAGGAGUAUCGGGUAUUGAUGUCUAACCAACUGGAAGCAAACCCCAGUCUCUGCAGUUUGUGUUCGGUGCCUUUGUUUUGUUGGAUUAUCUUUAAAUGCUUUGAACUCCUCCGUUCCAUGUUCGACAGUCAUGAGCUUCCAAACUACUCAGUUACACUCACAGAUGUUUUUUUGCUCAUGACUGAAGUUUACUUGAACCGAACUCUGAAAACAAAUUUGCUGAAGAAGAACACCAGGAGCCAAGUGGAGACAUUCAGGUCGAAAAAGGAAACUCUGUUCUCUUUGGGUACAAUAGCACACAUGGGGAUGGAAAAGUCUCACUUUAUCUUUGACCAGGAGGAAGUCACAUCCUUGAACAUGUCAGAGCAGGAUUUACACCUGGGAUUCCUCAGGACGGUUCAUGACUGUGGUGGCUAUGGAGACCAGUCCUCCUGUGAGUUCUUGCACUUGACCCUGCAGUCUUUUUUCACAGCUUUGUUCCUAGUUACUGAAGAGAAAUUGGGUACAAAGGAGUUACUGAAGUUUUUCGCAGAGUGCUCUUCCACUGAGACUGCUCACUCUACUUGUCUUCCUAUUUCCUGGUUGCGCAAAUGCCCUAUAGGAGAAGAUCCUUUCCAAAAUAAAGAACAUUUUCACUUCACCAAUCUUUUCCUCUGUGGUCUGCUUUCCAAAGACAAGGAGAAGCUCAUCAGACAUUUAGUUUCACCUGCAGCCAUUAAGAGGAAAAGAAAUGCGCUCAUCACAUAUCUCUUAGAAAGCAUGAAAUUUCAAGUGCAGAGCCUGAUGCGGGCAAGACUUAAGGGUUAUAAACAGAUUCAGAUCAUGCCCAAUUUUGUUUGGAUGCUGAGGUGCAUUUAUGAGACUCAAAGUGAAAAAUUAGCCAAGCUGACUGUCAGGGGCACGAGGGCCAACUACCUCAAACUCAACUAUUGCAAUGCGUAUUCAGCGGACUGCAGCGCCAUUUCCUUUGUGAUGCAGCACUUUCAGAAGCAUCUGGGUCUGGAUCUAGACAACAAUAAUAUCAAUGACUAUGGAGUAAAGCAACUUCAACCUUGUUUUAACAAGCUUGCAGUGAUCAGGCUGAGUGUUAAUCAAAUCACAGAUCAUGGAGUAAGAGUACUAUAUGAUGAGCUCUCGAAGUACAAAAUUGUGACUCACUUGGGCUUGUACAACAACCAAAUUACUGAUGUUGGAGCCAAAUAUGUUGCAAGACUCAUUGAAGAAUGUUCAAGCCUCACAUAUGUUAAAAUAGGAGCAAACAAGAUAACCACUGAAGGAGGGAAAUGUCUUGCCCUUGCUAUCCAGAAGAGCAAAACAAUGUUUGAAAUUGGGAUGUGGGGUAACCAGAUUGGAGAUGAAGGAGCUAAGGCGUUUGCAGAGGCACUGAGGAAUCACCCCACCUUAACCAAUGUGAGUCUUGCAUUCAAUGGCAUCACGACAGAGGGAGGCAAAAGCAUUGCCGAAGCUUUGCAGCACAACACCACCGUGAAAAUAUUUUGGUUAACUAAAAAUGCAAUUGAUGACGAAGCCGCAGAGAGUUUUGCAGAGAUGCUGAGAGUCAACAAGAAGCUAGCGCAUUUAUGGCUUAUCCAGAAUCAGAUUACAGCCAAAGGGGCCAAAUACCUCAGUGAAGCUCUCCAGGAGAACACAACCAUGAAAGAAAUCUGGAGCAGUCCCAUUGGCUUCAAUCUGAUCGCUUUCCUGCAGAAAGCAAAGCACCUGCAUAGGUAUUUGAAGAAUCAGGGCCUGAAUUCUGCUUGAUAUGAAUAUUUUUUUCAAGCUUUCUUCAACGUGUUUCUGCUACCAAUGAGCCAAAGCCAGACAAGCAGAUGAUGGCUGCAUUUAAUUAACAUUAAUAAUUUGGUUCACAGAAUUUGUGCUUUGAUUUUCUUUUUUCAGAUAGCACUCCCUGCACAGUAAAGGAGAUUUGCUUGGUUUAGAUGAGGUGGGCAUCACAUGUCACCUGGGUUCUGAGGCACAAAGCCAAAGACUGUUCCUUCUGCUAGCUCUGAAGCAUGGAAUAGCCAGUAGAAUUGGGUUAUUUUUACCGCUACUGCUUUCAGGCUGUGAUUUUGUACAACAUAUUUGGUUUUAAAAAAAAAAAAAUCUGUAUUUUUCUUAAGUGCCAGGCCAUGAUGUUCCUACUUUGAAAGCUUGUCAGUCACCACCUGUGUUCCACUGCAACAGGCCCAUGGGGGAGGUGUUCUGUUACACAGCUGUGGUUGGGGUGUGUGUACACAAGUUUUCUCUAUCUGUCACUAAUAUUUUCAAACCAAAGGAAGGUUCCUAGUGGUUUGUUUCUCAGAGGUGGUGAGCAGUGGUAGGAUUUGUGAGCGCUCAGCCCUUCUGAAAACCAGGCUAUUUAUAUACAGGAGCCUAACUUUAGGCAGCUGCAUUUGAAAAUGUUGAUCUAAAGCCAUAUCACUAUUAAAAGAAACAUCUCAGCAAAUUAGGUUGCCCUUAGUAUAUUUUGCCCUGCUCAGGAGGAUAUGGACUAAUGAGGGCAAAAACGUGAACAGUCUCUGUUCAUUUGGUUACACUAGAUUCCCGCACAUGGGGAACCUUAGUCAGCUGGAUCCCUUUUUUCAUACUGGCCAUAAUAUAAUCAAACAUACCGUUCACCUCCUGGGCAAUUCAAAGCAGUAUGGGAUUAUCUUACUCCAAGUGUAAAGUCACCUUGACUAGCAUAAAGCUAAAACAUUAAUGCUGGCUGCCUAAUUUUAGCCUUCUACCUCUAUAAUGAUGCUUGGGCUCUUAAGAGCACCAAGCACCCAACCAGCUCUGAUUCACUUUAAUGUGCUCAGCACUCAACAGUUUCCACUUGAGAACCUAGAGAUAAACUAAUUUGAGACACCAGUUUUUGAAAAAUCUUGCCCCACAUGUCUGUAAUCAGAACUACAGUGUUACCUAGUUAGGAGAGAGUCCCAUUUGGGGUUUGUGCCCAGGUAUGCACAUUUGGUAAGGGAGUAAAGUAGCACACAGAGUCCAAGGAAACUUUGAUUGUUGCUUGAAAAAGCCAAAGACAUGAAAUUACCAAAAAGUGCUAAAUAUAGUAGGCGAAAACUCUUCAUUUUCUAUUUCCUUUCCCCCCCCACCAGCUUAAAUGGGAACCUGAUCAACCAAGAAGAGUCCAAAGCCUUUGCAAAUGAAGAGCGCAUUAUUUGCUUUUGAGUGUGUUCUUUCCAGUUUGGACAAGCUCAGUAUUACAAGUAUUGUUCCAGCACUUAGAGACUGCAGGGUUACCAAGGCAUCCAUCUGCACUGGGGACGUCACCACAUGUAAGAGAGUCUGAUUAACUGGCUUUUUCAGAACAUUCUGCCCUUCCCCCUCCAGGAAGGUGCCUGUGUUGUUGUUCCACACUUUUGCCGAGUGUGACAGUGCCUUAGAGAACUAUGUUUGUACAGUGCUUAGAUGAUUUAAAGUGCCCUGUCAGUGUAAUCAAACCAACGCCCCUCUCCCCUCAGCAGGUCUACGUACUUUUGAUACAUGGAUAUAGAUGUAUUAUAGCUUUAUAGCUUAUUUAUAUGUACAAUUAAGGCUGCAAGAUCUUGUGGAAGAGCCACAAGCUCACAGCAACAUCCCCAGUAGACAGAGGAAAAGCUUGUGAGCAUUUGGAGAUCCUGAGUAGAACUGUAAACCAUCCAUGCAAGGCAUUUUCGGUGCUCGUGCCUGAGGUCUAAUUUUCCCGAUCAACUGUCAGUGGAGCUAUAGGUGCUUAGCACUCCUGAAAAGCAGGAUCUUGGACUUUAGGCUUUCAUUGUUUUUAAUACUCCUUCCUCCAUAUUGGAGCUAAUUCACACAACUUCCCCCAGAUACCCAGCAGCACUCCUGCCAUUUUUUUAGAAUUUUGUGUGGUCAGUAUAGAGACAGGCCCCUGUAAUUACAGUGUUCAGUUUUGGGGGAUUCUGGAGAUAAACCUGAAGAAUUGGCUGCUAGCCUCAGAUAUUAGACAAAUUUAGACUGGACUUAAAAGGUACACAUUUUUAAUGAGAAUUAUUAGCUAUUGGAACCAUUUACACAGGGGUGUGGUGGAUUCUCCAUCACUGAGGAUUUUUAAAUCAAAGUUGGAUGGUUUUCUGAAAGAUCUGCUCUAGGAAUUGUAUUAGGGGAAGUUCGAGGGCCUGUGUUGUACAGGAGGUCAGACUAGAUCAGGGUUCUCAAACUGGGGGUUGUGACCCCUCCUGAGGUUGAGAAAUUAUUACAUGGGGGGGAGGGUCAUGAACUGUCAGCCUCAACCCCCAAACCCUUCUCCCCCCCAGCAUUUAUAAUAGUGUGAAAUAUAAAACAGUGUUUUAAUUUAUAUGGGGGUCGCACUUAGAGGCUUGCUGUGCAAAAGGGGUCACUAGUAGAAAAGUUGAGAACCACUGCACUAGAUGAUCAGAAUGGUCCUGUCUGGCCUUGGAAUCUGACAUGGUGCUGCUAGCAACACACCAACAGCAAAGAGCAAGGAGAACUGAAGAACGAAUUGAGUUGAGCAGAAAUUUAUUUCCCAGCAACAGGGAAGUGUUAAAAACUGUUGGCGAAUGUAAGACUUCCAUGCCAGUCCUACCUGAAUUAACAGAACCAUUGAAAGUGUCAGUAGGAGAUUGAAAUGACAAGCCACAAUCUUGAGCUAGAAGAGUUGAGAAGCAAAAUGAUUUUCAGUAGGAACGAGUGAUUUUGGGAGCCCAAUCUGAGCUGCCUUAAAGCAGCCUGAUUCUCAGAGGGCAGGUGUGCAGUACUUUGUGAAAAGCAGGCCUUUUUUAAUGCAUCUCAAGCUUUGAAGCACCCCAAAGUAUUAAACACUUGAUCGAUGUUCCUUAAUUUUCCUUUAGUUAAAUAAAUGUUCAUUCGCUAGAUUAAAAAAAAAAACACACCCCAAUACACCUACCUCUAUGUGUGCUGGGUUCUUUAUUUACUAACUUGCCCACCGACCCAGGUAGGAUGAAGGAAGGAAGAUAUGGUGUAAGUUUAGUAAAAACAAUCUUAGAUCUCCACAAAGUUAAAAUAGUUCAGGGGUUUUCUUUCUAUUUUAAAUCCACCCCUUUUUUUUAAACCAAAUGUAUUUUUCUUAAGUGCCAGGCCAUGAUAUUCCUACUUUGAAGCUUGUCAGUCACCACCUGUAUUCCACUGCAACAGGCCCAUGGGGGAGGUGUUCUGUUACACAGCUGUGGUUGGGGUGUGUGUACACAAGUCUUUCUGGUAGCAGCACCCUCCUGUUUCCCAACCCCAUUUAUUCCUUUUUUCCCAAAAAAUAUUAGUGUGUUUAUUUUCAGUGGACUUUUCUCACUGGCUAUUAUGUCAGUGAUGUGGCUCUCCUCCCACGGAGGUGAAGUGAUGACAUUUCCAUGUCUUCCUAGAGAAAUCAGCUAACUGAAAUGAUUGAUGCACCUGGGUCACUUGUUUACUGAAGCAAAGAGGUGCAGAGUUAGACAUGCAGUAUAUUUUAAGCUGUAAAAACAUCUGCCCACACAAAAUAUUUAAAACAGUAUUGUAGGCUAUUUUUAGAAAACACCCACACUUUUCUCUUAGGUUAUGUCCACACUACACUUUCAUUGUUAAAACUUUUGUCGCUCAGAGGGAGUGAAAAAACACCUCCCUGAACAAAAGUUUUAGCGAUGAAAAGUGCCCAUGUGGACACUGCUUUGUUAGUGGAAGACUCUCCCACUGAUGAAGCUACCGCCCCUCAUUCGAGGUGGUUUUAUUUUGGCAUUAGGAGUGCGCUCUCCUGGUGACAAAGAGAAACUACAAUGACACAGCUGCACCAUUGUAAGGUGUGCAGUGUAGACAUAGCCUACAUCACACUAAAGUCUUCCCAUUCCCUCGCCAGGUGGCAGAUACAACUGCCACCAAAAAAGGGCAUGAUCCUGAGAGGUAGCGAGUCCCCUUUGUUCCUACUGUGCUCAGCACGUCCCAGGAGGUACUGGUAGCGGAAUUAAACCCUAGAGCAUAAGAGGGAAAAAUGCAUUUUCAUUAUUCCAAGUCACUGAUAUGAAAAUACAAAAUGUCCAUGAAUUUAAUAUGCUCGUUUGGAGCUUCUCCCGUCAGCUUCUUCUGCACGAGGGUUUAGAAGAGGGUUUGGCACUAAUCCUGGUACAAACCCUGUUACAUGCAUACCUGUUACAAAGCAUAGGUCCGGUGCUGCAUAGCGUUCACUGAACUGCUCAGGGAAGCAGGCACUGCAUUUGGUAGGAACAGGCCUUGAGUUGAGAAACCAUGAGCUGUAGACUGUGGGCCUGUUAAACACUCCUGUCCAACCAACCCUUCGCAUCAAAGGAGGAUCCAUGUACAGAGAGCUCAGAAGACUGUGCCUUGGCUGUAGUGUUAUUGAUACUGAAGCCGUAGCAGAUUUCUGCUCCAAGUGGAGCCGAGACAGCGAUUUAUUGCCGCAUUACUUCAUAGCUUCAGCUUGUGGAGAACAUGGCUGCCAUGCAUGGAGAAGCUUGAAUUUCCUGCCACAGAGUUUUGGGCUUCACUUUUUUCUUCAUAAACUUAAUGGGCUAUUUGCAGUGAGCUCCCAAACUAUAGCUUGACCACCUACAAAGGGGACCUUGUUACCAGAAUUCAGGUUUCUGAGAAAGCCCUUAGAUUGUAAUUAAAUACAUAUUUUUAAACUUGGAAUUAAAGUCCUUUUUACAGAACCAUGUAUUUUUUCACCCCUUUGUUAAUAAACAGCUUUUUAAGAGCUUCUCUAGCCUGCUCCUGUGA
This is a messenger RNA of Dermochelys coriacea (leatherback sea turtle), 8094 nucleotides long. It is a transcript of the gene NOD1, whose product is annotated as nucleotide binding oligomerization domain containing 1. Bases 292 to 3168 code for a protein of 958 amino acids. Gene Ontology annotation, molecular function: protein binding. The transcript has 12 exons. The record is from RefSeq and is a predicted model, not a curated record. NCBI's taxonomy places the organism in Eukaryota, Metazoa, Chordata, Testudines, Dermochelyidae. Gene Ontology annotation, biological process: regulation of apoptotic process.